Scatophagus argus is the source of this 6673-nucleotide messenger RNA. RefSeq names its product sema domain, immunoglobulin domain (Ig), short basic domain, secreted, (semaphorin) 3B (gene sema3b). Bases 1061 to 3484 code for a protein of 807 amino acids. Lineage: Eukaryota; Metazoa; Chordata; Actinopteri; Scatophagidae. The transcript is spliced from 18 exons. Gene Ontology annotation, molecular function: semaphorin receptor binding; chemorepellent activity. Gene Ontology annotation, biological process: neural crest cell migration; negative chemotaxis; semaphorin-plexin signaling pathway. The record is from RefSeq and is a predicted model, not a curated record.
UAUUCCUGCCUGCUCUCCCUCUGAGCGCUUCUACUUCGCUCAGCUCCUGUGAAAACUCUGAGUGUGUGUGUGAACUCCUUGCGCGUGUGUGUUAAGAAGAGUUUUAUGUGUGUUCAUAGGGUUGUGGGUUUUUUUAAGUGGAGCUGGAGAGCAGCCGCUCAUCAGUGGAGCUGACUGCAGACAGGGGAAUACUCAGAUCUCACUGCGCUGCUUUUUAACUCACACACCGGCUGCGUUGUGGACUCUUUUUAGACUCACUGGACUUUUUUGCACCAAAGUGGGACUCUGUUGCUGCUCUCUUUCUGCCUUCCAGCAAUCAUUCUCUUCUUUGGACUUACUCAAGACUUUUUUUCAGUUCUCUGAAAAUAAUUUUGAGAGGAAUUUCUGCUUGCCUCACACUUAAUUUUAUGAAUCCCAAUUUAUGGACUUUUAAGAUUCAACAUCAAUUGUUUCCACCUGCUUCCAGGGGAACAUUUCCAUAUCUGCUCUUUGAAUUUAGAUAUGCACAACCCUGAGAAUGGGUGUUUUCCCUGCACCUAACAAGAGCUCCGUGUUUAGGUGUGCAUACAGCUCUGUCUACACUGUGAGCACAUAAUCGGCAGGAUUUUUUUUUUCUCACACGGACAUUUGUUUUUUUGUAUUGCAAUGGGAGAACUAUCAGUGCAGUACAGCAACUACUGAAAGCUUUAGUGCUGUCAGAAAUAUGUUUGGCUCAGGUGAUCGUUGAUCCUGACCUGGAAUGUUCUGAACCCUUUUGGAAUUCGGUUCCCCUGGAAACUGAUGGACAGGUCUCUGUGCUGAUGUGUGACGUUUUUGUCCUGCCUUGGAUGUGAGAGGUGAACUUGGUCGUCCUUCACCACAGGAGCAGUGGAUCUGCCAAGAAAACUCUUCAGAACCAAGGAGGACAUUAUAAAGAUCACACUGAAUAUUAAGGACUUGAAAGGAAGACUGGACGGGACUGGAUUCAGUCUCUUCUAAAGCUAGCAAGAAGAACAAGAAGAAUCUGUUUGGGGUUUGCAAAUCUGAGCUGGAAAAAGGAGUUUUUUCCAAGUGUGCCAAGAUGAUGACCAUGAUGAUGAUGAUGGCGGCCAUGAUGGUCACCUGCAGCUCUCUGUUCCUGCUGGGUCUAGCCGCUGCCCAUGCCUCCUCCAGCACUAUGAGCCGCAGUUCUUCAUCGUCAUCCCCUUCCCCCUCUUCCUCAUCCUCCUCACCACGUAUGAAGCUCUCAUACAAAGAGUUGCAGCAGUUCCAUGGAGUGAGGCGAUUCGAGCUGGAGCGUUCCUGCUGCUUCAGUGCACUGCUGCUGGAUGAAGAGAGAGGCCGACUCUUUGUUGGGGCCAAGAACUUCCUGCUGUCACUGUCAUUAGACAACAUCGCCAAGCAGGAACACAAGAUCUACUGGCCUGCUCCCGUUGACUGGAGGGAGGAGUGUAACUGGGCCGGCAAGGAUAUCACUUCUGACUGUGUGAACUAUGUGAAGAUUGUGCACCACUAUAACCGCACUCACCUGUACGCCUGUGGGACCGGGGCGUUCCACCCUACCUGUGCCUUCGUAGAGGUGGGACACAGGAUGGAGGAUCAUGUGUUCAGGAUUGACCCCUCCAAGGUUGAGGAUGGGAAAGGAAAGAGUCCUUAUGAUCCUCGCCACAAUGCUGCAUCUGUACUCGUUGGUGAUGAGCUUUAUGCAGGGGUGGCCACUGACUUGAUGGGAAGAGACUUCACCAUCUUUAGGAGCCUGGGGAAACGGCCCUCCAUCCGCACCGAACAGCAUGACUCGCGCUGGCUCAAUGAACCAAAGUUUGUUGGUUCCUUUUGGGUCCCAGAAAGUGAAAACCCUGAUGAUGACAAGGUGUUUUUCUUCUUCCGUGAGACGGCGGUUGAGGCACAGGGGUUAGGAAAGUCCACCUAUUCCCGCAUCGGACAGCUCUGCAGGAAUGACAUGGGCGGUCAGCGAAGCCUGGUGAACAAAUGGACAACAUUCCUCAAGACCCGUCUGAUCUGCUCGGUACCAGGAGCCGACGGCAGUGACACAUACUUUGACGAGCUGCGCGAUGUGUUCCUGCUGCAGACGAGGGACAGAAAGAACCCUCUGGUCUACACUGUGUUUUCUACUUCCAGCAGUGUAUUUAAAGGCUCAGCUGUGUGUCUAUACUCCAUGAAUGACAUCCGGCGGGCCUUCCUGGGGCCCUUUGCUCACAAAGAGGGGCCCAAUUAUCAGUGGGUCCCCUUCCAGGGAAAAGUCCCCUAUCCCCGCCCAGGAAUGUGUCCCAGCAAGACAUUUGGCAGUUUUGAGUCCACGAAGGGUUUCCCAGACGAUGUGAUACAGUUUGCACGUCACCAUCCUUUGAUGUAUAACCCCGUCUACCCUAUGAGCCGACGGCCCAUCUUUGUCAGAACUAAUGUGGACUACAGCUUCACACAGAUUGCUGUGGACAGAGUCAGCGCUGCUGACGGGCAGUAUGACGUCAUGUUUAUCGGCACAGACAAAGGGACAGUACUAAAGGUAAUCAAUGUCCCCAAGGAGAGCUGGAACAACAUGGAGGAACUUCUACUGGAAGAGCUGGAGGUCUUCAAAGAUGCUUCAUCCAUCAUCAACAUGCAGAUCUCCUCAAAACGGCAACAGUUGUAUGUGGGAUCAGACACAGGCAUUGCCCAGGUUCCCCUUCACCGCUGCAGUGUGUAUGGGAAGGCCUGUGCUGAGUGCUGCCUGGCCAGAGACCCGUACUGUGCCUGGGAUGGAACAUCCUGUACUCGCUACCUGCCAAACACCAAGAGACGUUUCCGUCGCCAAGACGUAAGGAACGGUGACCCCAACACCCUAUGUUCUGGAGACCACCAUAAGUAUCGUGUUGCAGAGAGGAAGCUGUAUGGAGUUGAAGGAAGCAGCACUUUCUUGGAGUGUAUCCCCAAAUCCCUGCAGGCCAAAGUCACCUGGACCUUUCAGAAACAUCCACAGAACCCACGUGAAGAGGUGCGUCCAGAUGACCGCAUCCUCCUGACAGACAGAGGUCUUCUGAUUCGCCGGGUCCUAAAGAGAGAUAUUGGCAUCUACCAGUGCCACGCCAUGGAACAUGGCUUCACGCAAACCUUACUGGGCAUUACCUUGGAAGUUGUACCUUCCACAUCCUCCUCAACCUCCAAUCUACCCUCUGAUUCCCCUGUCCGAUUAGACCCCCGCAGUGGAGGUGCGCACCCAAUGACCAAUCAAAAGUUUUGGUACCGGGACUUCAUGCAGCUGGUCGACCACCCUAACCUGAGCACAGUCGAUCAGAUUUGUGAGCAAGUUUGGGCACGUAAAAAUUCCGGCAUUGACCAAGUGGAUAAGAGCUUUCCUGCUCCAGGGAAGGACGUCCCAGCUCUGGGCCCUUCUGUCCGCCCAGCUAACAAGAAAUGGAAGCAUCUUCAGGAGAUAAGAAAGGGGAGAAACCGCCGGACCCACGAUGGGAAACCGAACCCUCGGGCACCUCGCAGCGCAGGAGAGUAACACCUUGGAAUAAAGUGCGCAGGGAGAAAAGAGUAACUGAUACAAGGAGAAAGGAAGCAAAUGAUCGAAAGUGACUGAGAGACCAUGAACUCUGGAGGUGUUCAUACAUACAGAUACACCCACACACAUAAAAACACAUGUGUGCGCACAGACACACACACAAACACAAACAGCACCUCCUCUAUUAUGUAUAUUUAUCUAUGGAUGCCCCCACUAUAUGGUACCCCAAUCCUUGAGUCCUCGUUCCAUUGGCCAGCCCUAGCAUGUACUGCCUUACCCACCAUAUUGAUUCUGCACGCUCCCUUUACACUGUUCUGUUAAUGUAGUUGAGUGUACAAGCAGGUACAUGGGAAUGAAUCUACCUUUAUCUUUGUGCAUUAAAAACAUACACUCGCUUGUCAUUCCUUUACCACUGACUGUAAAUGGAUGGUGGAUGAUCACAGUGCAGUGAUACCAUAUCGUUUGUUGGGUAUUAAAGUUUGCCUACUACAUGUCAGCUACACAAGGUUUGUAGCUGGAUAAAUGUUCCCAGCCACUCUGCUACACCACUCAGAGCAAAAACAGCCCCAGGUUUUGGACGAAUUCUCCUCACAACUUUUCUUACCUGAGGAUUUCAUACCACUGUAGAAAAAUGUCGGACAAGAGUGAGGUUCAUAAUAGGAAGGAAUGGAGAACUGGAAUAUACUGGAAAGUAAUGAUCUCUAACUGGAAACGCAUUUAACUAGGUACAAUUGCACAAGCAUGCAGACAAACAAUUUUUUUUCAUUAUUUCUAUAUAAACAGAUGAAUUAAUCCACUUCCUGUUGUGCUCAUUUCCAGUAACCUCACUUUUCACAUGGUUUCGUGUGCAUAUUACAAAAUGCAGUCACUGAAUAUGUAGAGAUACCAGCAGUGUGGGGCAGCCUGUGGUACAGAUCAGCAUGUUGCAGAAGUGGUUAUAUUAUAUAUUAGGUGUCAUAGCAGUUUCCGUAGGCACAUAGAUACAUGUUGCAGCAAAAAUAAAUCUCACAACACAAUGCAGUCAUGGUUAGAGUGCAGUCAUAUCUCAGCAGAUAUGACUGAAUUGUGUUACUGGUCCAAACCACUAGAGAAUGAGGAGUGGAAAAACUACUGGCAUUCCAUGAUGUGACAGAAAGACGAGAUGUUGUACAGUGCACAGACAAAGCUGGAACACAAAGAAGUCAACCUCUAAAAGCAAAUACGAGAAUUACAUUUGAACAAGUUUUAGCGUCUUGUGGCAUCUUAAACACAGAAAUAUUGUAUCAGUAUUCGGGAGUUCAUAUUCAAACAGUUUUGAGGUAAUCCAAAAUUUCACUCUAAAAUUUGUUACUUAUUGGUUUAAUUUCUGACUUUCAUGAUGCAUUAACAUUAAAGAGAUGUCAUGAACAUGAUAGUUUGGGUGGGAAGCAUUAAUACUAUGACGAGGAAGAGGAAAGAUAUUAGUGGACUGUAGUAUGACAACCCACGUUUCUGGGCUACAGUGCAGUACAUAUAUAUAUGAGCAUGAUAUUUAUCAGUUUUUUGUACUCUAAGUGGUACUUCUACUCCUUGCUCUUUUACACUGUUCUUGCAUAUGUUGUUUGUGAUAAUGAGAUAUAUGCAAUUAAUAUGAAAUGAGUGAGUCACCGACUCCUCAUUCAGCACAGUAAAAUGCACAGAAAGCUGUUCUCCUGUGACACCCACAAUGCAUUUUACUGUUUGCAAAAAACAAACAAACAGCAACUUUCCAGCUGACAUCAUAUACUGUUUGAAUCACUUCUCAACGUAGUGUUACAGUCAUUAACACGAUUGACUUCUGCUGCUUAUCGAUGUCAUCUCUUCCUAUUAGACAAUAUGGUCUUCCUUCUCUCUCUUUAGUCUGAUCUCUCUCUGUGUAUUAUCUGUAAAGAAACCUUGUUUGUUGUCUGUGCUAACAUGGUGUUUGUAGCCUGCCCCCUAGUGUCUAUUGUGUUUACAGGCUCAGGUGAGGAGCCUACCUGUAUCAUAGUCUAUCCAUGUGAAAGAGCGCAACUGGCCUUGUAAGAUAAAUUAAUGUUUUUCGCGCUUCUGCCACACAUUCUCAGAAGUAUCAUUGGUUAAAUGAUUUUCAAUAUACUGAAAUUGGCUAAGCUUGGCUGCGGUAUUUUCAUUAAUUCCCAUAGUCACUAAUAACAGGAGGCGGCACAAAUUAGGUCAGUGGAUGGAUUUUAGAUGUCAUUAUUUAUAUACCCUCUUUGAGAUGUUAUUAACUCUUUAAACUGAACUGACUGACUCCUAUAAAAAGGGACACUUAUUGUGACGCCACAUCCAGGAUUGACAGCAAAAAGAAGGAGUUUAAAAUGUCCGAAAAUGCUGCCCAUCUACAUACGUUUGCAUUUAAUCUGCCUUUAAACCACAGAACUAACUUAGUUAAUUCACUGAAUGGAGAUUAAAUUUAUUAGUUGUAUACUCCUUUUUCUUUAUUAAGAAAUGAUUUACAUUGGUAGUGAUGUCAAAUUUGCCUGAGUCUCCCUUUUAAGGCCGCAGUUGUUUUGUGCUCUUUUGAAAUUGCAUGACCAAUGUUAGUGGCUAACGCGUUUGACAAUGGUGCAGUGGCAAGAAAGAGCGAGGGAAAGAAAGCACAAUGUUGAAUAUUAUUAUUAUUAUUAUUAUUAUUCCUGUGUAUUUAUGUGCAAAGAUAAGCUGUUGUGGUGGAAUUUUAUUUUUCUUAUAAUUGUAGAUUUACAUCUGUAUUGUUAAUAUUCUGCUGAAAAGGAUUCAUCCUUGACUUUUUUUUUUUUUUUCUCCUUUUUGGACAUUACAGCUCCCCCUCUGAACGCAGUGUCCUGUUAGCGUCUUUGUUGUUCACACAGCCCUCCACCCCUGUUGUAUCCCAUGCCAUGUGAUGUGACGCACCCCUGUACGAUAAUUCACAAGGAGAGGCUUGUGUAUGUGUAUGUGUGUGUGAGUGAGAGAGAGAGAGAAAUGUGUGCUUGUGGAUUGUGUGUCUGUUUUGGGGUAAAGCAGAGCUCUGUAUAUAAUGGCAAAGGAGUGUGUGUGUGUGUGUGUGUGUGUGUGUGUGUGUGUAGAACGGUCUGUAGGUGAAAGUUCAAACGUCGAAGGCCAAAGUUAAUGUGGUGCACUGUAAUACUCCCAGAGGUCUUUGUGAAAUGUUAUGUCAGAUUGUUUUUGAUUAACACAAUAAAAAUAUGCAGUUACUUUAAAAUAAAA